GGAGAUGGGAAAGAAGAAAAAUGAAACAACUUGACAUCCAGGGAUCAUGAAGUAACUCGAUCACUGACUGCUCACAUUCCAUUGUUAGGAAGGCUUCCACAGAGAUGCUUUUCGUCACUAAAUGCAGUGGGUGUACUGAGGCCGUUGGUCCAUCCCAGUUAAUCAUGCGGGUGCUGGGGACCGUAUACCACGUCGAGUGCUUCAGCUGCUGUGAGUGUGAGCGGCACCUACAACAGGGUGACGAGUUUGUGCUGAAGGAGGGACAGCUCCUGUGCCGCAGCGACUACGAGAAGGAGAGGGAGAUGUUGAGUGGGAUCAGCCCAGUCCCGACGGAGUCAGUGAAGAGUGAAGAAGCUGAACAACUCGGGCAGACCCAGGGCAAGGAAGGCUCCAAGGGUAAGGACCACAAGAGGUCUAAACGCCCACGGACAAUACUCACCACCCAGCAGAGACGAGCCUUCAAGGCCUCCUUUGAGGUAUCAUCUAAACCUUGCAGGAAG
Molecule: messenger RNA, 500 nt
Organism: Rhincodon typus (whale shark)
Lineage: Eukaryota; Metazoa; Chordata; Chondrichthyes; Orectolobiformes; Rhincodontidae
Product: LIM homeobox transcription factor 1-alpha-like
Exons: 3
Biological process (GO): neuron differentiation; regulation of transcription by RNA polymerase II
Cellular component (GO): nucleus
Molecular function (GO): DNA-binding transcription factor activity, RNA polymerase II-specific; RNA polymerase II transcription regulatory region sequence-specific DNA binding
Source: RefSeq, a predicted model, not a curated record